This is a messenger RNA of Colius striatus (speckled mousebird), 4302 nucleotides long. RefSeq names its product proton-coupled amino acid transporter 1. NCBI's taxonomy places the organism in Eukaryota, Metazoa, Chordata, Aves, Coliiformes, Coliidae. Gene Ontology annotation, biological process: L-alanine transport; glycine transport; proline transmembrane transport. The record is from RefSeq and is a predicted model, not a curated record. The transcript has 11 exons. Gene Ontology annotation, cellular component: vacuolar membrane. Bases 66 to 1493 code for a protein of 475 amino acids. Gene Ontology annotation, molecular function: L-proline transmembrane transporter activity; L-alanine transmembrane transporter activity; amino acid:proton symporter activity.
GGCGCGGCCGAGGGAGCGGGCCCGGCGGGGCCGCGCGGCGCAGCGCGGGGCGGCGGCGAGGGACCAUGUCCACUCGGCGCCUCCGCAGCGAGGACUACAACGACUACAGCUCCACGGACGUCACGCCGGAGGGGAGCCCUCCUGGGGGCAUGAAUGGCUUUGCCCACCCCGAGUCCUACCAGCGCUUUGGGGAGACCAACGGGACGACGUGGUACCAGACCCUGAUCCAUCUGCUGAAGGGGAACAUCGGCACGGGGCUGCUGGGACUGCCUCUGGCUGUGAAGAAUGCCGGUAUCCUGCUGGGCCCUCUGAGCCUGCUGGUGAUGGGAAUCGUGGCUGUGCACUGUAUGGGCAUCCUGGUGAAAUGUGCCCAUCACUUCUGCUCCAGGUUCCAGAAGCAGUUUCUGGACUACGGGGGUACGGUGAUGUAUGGGCUGGAGUCAACACCCUGCGCCUGGCUGCGGACUCAUGCCAUCUGGGGAAGGCGUAUAGUGGGGCUUUUCCUGAUCAUCACUCAGCUGGGCUUCUGCUGCGUGUACUUUGUCUUUCUGGCUGACAAUCUGAGACAGGUCGUGUCUACAGCAAAUGGAACCACCAAUGACUGCAGCUUGAACAGGACAGUGACCACAACCCCCACCAUGGACUCUCGCCUGUAUAUAGUUUCUAUCCUGCCUUUCGUGGUGCUGCUCACAUUCAUCCAGAAUCUGAAGGUCCUGUCUAUCUUCUCCAUGCUGGCCAACAUGGCCAUGCUUGUCAGCAUUAUUGUCAUCUACCAGUACGUUGUCAGGGAUAUUCCUGAUCCCAGUGACCUGCCUCUAGCAGCAGCCUGGAACACCUACCCUCUGUUUUUUGGCACGGCGGUCUUUGCUUUUGAAGGCAUCGGGGUGGUGCUGCCUCUGGAAAACAAGAUGAAGAACCCACGGCAGUUCCCAGUCAUCCUCUAUGUGGGGAUGACCAUUGUCACCUUGCUGUACAUCAGCAUGGGUCUCCUGGGCUACCUGCGCUUUGGGGCCAGCAUCCAGGCCAGCAUAACGCUCAACUUGCCCAACUGCUGGCUGUACCAAGCUGUCAAGCUGCUCUUCUCCUUUGGCAUUUUCAUCACCUAUGCCUUGCAGUUCUAUGUGCCCGCUGAGAUCAUCAUCCCUCCCCUCGUGGCCCGGGUGUCGGAGCGCUGGGGCUGGCUGGUCAACCUGCUCCUCAGGAUGGCCCUGGUUGGCCUGACCUGCGUAUUGGCCGUCCUCAUCCCACGCCUGGACCUGGUCAUCUCGCUGGUGGGCUCGGUCAGCAGCAGCGCCCUGGCUCUCAUCUUCCCUCCGCUGCUGGACAUCGCCACCUUCUAUGGAGAAGGCAUGCACCCCCUCACCAUCACCAAGGACAUCCUCAUCAGCCUCCUGGGCUUUGUGGGCUUCGUGGUGGGCACGUACGAGGCGCUGGUUGAGCUGGCAGCGCCCAGUGCCACUGUGGUGAACGGCACCCAGGCCCUGCUGCUGUGACAGUGCCCCCUGCCCUGCCAGCCCCGAUGGAUGCUGGAUGGGGGGCACACGGGCAUCUGGUGCUGCUGCUCUGGGCUGCUCUCCUGGCAGUGCUGUCCCCUCUCCUUCUUGGAACCAUGGUGGGAUGGGGCUGCCCACCGUUGCAGCCGCUUGCCCACAGCGGGGUCCCAGGCUGGGGAGGUGGGAGCCAGGCCAGGGCAGUGCCUUCCCCAGGGGCUUUUUUGGCAGGUGAUACAGCAAAAAAGCACCCUUGGCACCUGUGUAAAUAGUCCCUUUGAGAGGAGAGGAGCCCUGGAGAUGCAGAUUUUAGUGAUUAAUUCAUUUUUAACUCUCACCCUUUCCGUGUUUCCCCUGUGCCUCAGUCAGGGCAGGGAACAGGGAACAGGGACUGCUCUUUUUUGUGCCAGUCUGUCUUUGGGUUUUUUUGGUUUGUUUUUUUUUAAUCCCUCAGCACUUUAUUUUUACAGCAACAGAGAAACCUCAGGUUGGAGAGCGUGGAGCUGCUCCCUCACCCCAGCCUUGGGGGGAGGGCAGGCAGGGCCCAAGGUGUGGAGCAUCCGAGGGCACCGGCUGUCCCGCAGCGGGCCCCCCAGUCACGGGCAUUGGCUCCUGCCGUGCUCCAUCCCCAUUUGCAGCCUCCUCAGGGGCUGAGCAGGGCCAGGAGCUGGGCACUGGCAGGGUUUGCUGAACCCUGGACCCACGCUUUUAGUAGUGACACUUUUUUCCCCUGUCUAGCGCACAGAGCCGAUACGUGGCUUUCGGGAGCAUUAGAGAACUGAGGUGUGUGGAGAGCCAACAGGCUCUGCCGUAAGGAGGGUCUGAGCCCUUUGCCUUUGGCUGGGAGCUCUUUCCCUGCAUGGGCUGGGCUGUCCCUGGGGAUGUCCCUGGGGUCACCCCAUGCUGUCUGCAUGCCAUAGGAAUGCAUCACUUUGUUUACAGUGCCCUCUGAGCUGGCCCAGCAUGCUCUGGUUGCCUCUGCAGGACACUACUGAAUGUCAAAUCAUACACAAAACCCUCAUCAGAUUUCUUUUUAAUCCUUUAUCUCCUGGUCCCACUCCCUCAGCACCCUCUGCUUCUGCCCCAGCUCCUGGUAGGAUGCAGCUCUCUGGUGCUUCUCCCUGUGCUCCCAUGGCUUCUUGUGUUGUGGCUGGUGCAUGUCUGAGGGGGAAUAGUCCUCACUACACUGCUAUUCUCCUUCCUCUCAGUAAGCCCAGCUUCUUGCCUAGAGUUUCCUUGCCUUUCUGCUGGAUUUUUAUCUUUUAAAAUGACAAGAGAGCAAAUGCAUCCUCUGUGGGGUGUCUUCUCCAAGCGAUGCGGAAAGAUGUUGGCCAAGACACCCCUCUGAACCCCAUGUCUGAGCCAAACCCCUCCCUGUGAACACAGCCUUUCCUGAACGCUGGCAGCGUGGUGGCUUCCUUCUGAGAGCCUUCAUCCCCACAGCUCACUGCAGCUGUGGCUCCUAGGGGUGGGCAAAGGCUGCUGGCAGUGAUAGGAAAGUAGGGGGAACACAGCCCCGAGUGGCUGCAACCCAUCUGUGUUGGAGGAUGGGUGAGGCUUGGGGGUUUUUUUUUGGUGGUUCUGAGAGGACAGGGCAGUGCACAGCAGUGUCCCUGCCUCUCCAGUGUGUGCUGUUUCAGUGUCUUGCACUGUGUUCCCUUUGCUGGCUCUGCUGUGGGUGCCAUGUGCCAGUACAUGGACCCACAGCCAGGUGCAGGGUAGGUCUGUGCUGCGUUGCUGCUCCUUUCCAACCCCUCAUGUGCUCACUUGCAUCUCUUGGUGCUCACCCUGUCUCCAAGUCUGUGCUGGUGAAGGUUUUGGUAUGCUCUGCCAUUGCUUCAUCAUGAGCAGAGCAAAGCUUUAACUGAGCUCCUCCGUCUCGAGGAUGCCAUGGGGAUAGGGAGCAAACACCCAGGUCUGGGAGCGGGCUCCAGGGUGUGCUGGGUGUGGCAGAAGUGCAAUAGUCACAUCCAUCGCUACGUACUCACCCCAGUGUGGCCCUUAGGGGUUGGCUUUGAGGGCAGAAUUGUAGCAUCAUAGUCACAGAAUGGUUGGGGUUGGAGGGGGACUCUAGAGAUCAUCCAGUCCAAUCCCUCUGCUAAAGUAGAGUCACCUAGAUCAUGUCACAGAAGAACACAUCCAGGUGGGUUGGAAACCUCCAGAGAAGGAGACUCCAAUCACAGAAUGGUUUGAGUAGGCAGGGACCUUAAAGAUCAUCUAGUCCUACCCCCAUGCCAGGGGCAUCUUCCACUAGACCAGGUUGCUCCAAGACCCAUCUAACCUGGCCUUGGCAGAAAUGUCUUCCUUGGCAGAGGAGGGCAUGCUGUGAGGAGCAGGGGCUGUCUGAUGCUUGCUCCCAGCUCUGUCAGUACCCUAUGAGAAGGCGUGACCACGUUUUGGAGAGCUGCCGUGUCCCAGCUCAGCACUGGCCAUCAGUGUGCUUGCUGGGGGAGCUCCUCGCAUCCAAACUCACUCUGCAAUCAGACCUCAUUUCCCAGGACACUGCCAUGUCCCAGAAUGACAGACAUCCCAGCAGCAUUAGACUUUUUAAUUGCGGUUCUUCUCUUUUAAUCCUCUGCCGAGCCGGGGGGACCUGACACGGGGCUCGGUGAACAGGGAAACCUGUCGCUUGUGUAUCAUAGGCUGCUCUGUAACCCAGGAGACUUGUUUGUGUAAAUAUAGAGAUGAUUGGUGUACAUGUCUUGUGCCUAUGGGUAUUGUCAGCGUGUGCAGCUGCCCAGUGGGAGAGCUGGUGCUGCACCUGGAUCAUGGAUCUAUAAUCAAUAAAUAUGAUCUAUUUUUUACGUGAAAA